Molecule: messenger RNA, 1084 nt
Organism: Mus musculus (house mouse)
Lineage: Eukaryota; Metazoa; Chordata; Mammalia; Rodentia; Muridae
Gene: Or4d1
Product: olfactory receptor family 4 subfamily D member 1
Exons: 1
Coding region: 100-1041 (313 amino acids)
Biological process (GO): signal transduction; G protein-coupled receptor signaling pathway; detection of chemical stimulus involved in sensory perception of smell
Cellular component (GO): membrane; plasma membrane
Molecular function (GO): G protein-coupled receptor activity; olfactory receptor activity
Source: RefSeq, marked validated
ACCAACCAAACAACCCCACCCCACCUCCCAAAAAAACCUGACUGACUGUUCACAAUGUUUUACAUUGUGUUAUCUCUCUAGGCACACGGGAGGGCCCCCAUGGAACCCCAGAACAUCACAUGGGUGUCAGAGUUUAUUCUCUUAGGUUUCUCACAGACUCAAGAACUCCAGAAACUCCUAUUUGUGGUGUUUCUGUGUGUCUACAUCACCACUGUGGUGGGAAAUAUCCUUAUCAUGAUUACUGUGACUUUUGACCCCAGGCUGGACAUGCCUAUGUAUUUUCUGCUUCGAAACCUGGCCGUCAUAGAUCUCAGCUAUUCUACAGUCACCUCCCCCAAGAUGCUGGUGGACUUCUUUCACAAGACUAAGACCAUCUCGUACCAGGGCUGCAUGGCACAGAUCUUCUUCUUCCAUCUCCUGGGAGGUGGGACGGUCUUCUUCCUCUCCGUGAUGGCCUAUGACCGCUACAUAGCCAUCUCCCAGCCCCUGCACUAUGUCACCAUCAUGAACACCAAGCUGUGCGUGGGGCUGGUGGUGGCUUCCUGGGUAGGAGGCUUUGCCCACUCGAUUGUCCAGCUGUCUCUGAUGCUUCCACUGCCGUUCUGUGGCCCCAAUGUCCUGGAUAACUUCUACUGUGAUGUCCCCCAAGUACUGAGACUUGCCUGCACGGACACCUCCCUCUUGGAGUUCCUCAUGAUCUCCAACAGUGGGAUGCUGGUUCUCAUCUGGUUCCUCCUCCUUCUCAUCUCUUACACUGUCAUCCUGGUGAUGCUGAGGUCGCACUCAGGGCAGGCGAGGAGGAAGGCGGCGUCCACCUGCACCACCCACAUUAUUGUGGUGUCUAUGAUCUUCAUUCCCUGCAUCUAUAUCUACUCCAGACCCUUCACCCCCUUUCCCUUGGACAAGGCCGUGUCCAUCAGCUACACGGUCUUGACCCCCAUGCUCAACCCCAUGAUCUACACGCUCAGGAACCAGGAGAUGCAGGCAGCCAUGAAGAGACUAGCAGAACACUUGGUACUUACUAAAAGAAAUGAGCUUUAAACAGAUUGCCUUUCAAUGACAGAGUUCGCUGGACUUGUGCCAC